GCCUUUCGUCAAGACUUUACAACUGUGCCUUCUUUAAAAUUUGGACGGGCGUGCAGCGUCUCGUCGCCAAAUCACGAGGCAAAAGCCGCAUUUCAGACAUCUUUUGCAAAGAAUUACGGGAAAUUCAACAGGGUUCUCCAUUACGACGGCUCAAAUACUGUUCAACUAUACGAAAAGAAAGCACCGGUUGAGCAAAUCAAAUCGCCAGAAAGAUCUCCAUCGACCCCUGUGCUGACGAAAUUGAGGCGGGCUUCCACAAUUCACAAGACAACAAGAGAGCUCUAUGCAGUCAAAAUGUUUCACUGCGCCCAAUCAACCGCUCUAUGCCCCUGCAGAAACCAAGGUGAAUCAUUUUCACUAUGCCACCCUAAUGUGAUCCCAAUUAUCGACAUACUUUACAAUGAAAAGAAGCACCUCUGCCUCGUUAUGCCCUACUGCGGCGGUGGCAGCCUUAAAUCCUUUCUUUCCCAAGAAGAGCCACGAAAAGACAAGAUCUCAACGGAAGAGUUGAACUGCUGGAUUAUUCAAAUACUUCGCGCAGUGGCAUUUUUACACGCAAAGGACAUUGUCCACGGCGAUUUGAAACCAGAACAUGUCCUCUUCACAACCGAAGGCGCAGUAAAGGUAAGUGGUUUUGGGGAAGACGAAGAUGCAGUCCGGGAACUGGUUGAAAUAUUGCAUGGUAAUAAUCUCCCGUCGUGUGACUCCGGGUCGGGACCCAGUUUGAACUCGAUUCCGGCUUUUAACUACAGACCAAAGAUUUGUAUUCGGAGGAAGCUUUUGGAGUCAAGUGUUCCUUAUCUUCCUCCAGAGAGGUUCUCUAGUCGACGCGGCUCUUACCAUCAAAGCUACUCACAUCAUCAUGGUUCCGAUAUCAGAGCUGGGGAUAUAUGGGCUUGCGGUAUAAUAUACAUGGCUCUGAUAUCUGGCAAGCUCCUUUGGAGCAGGGCACAGACAGUGAAUCCUGAAAAGCCUUUUGCCAAUUAUCUUGACUGUCGCCUGACCGAUGACGGCUAUGGUCCUAUACAGGUGCUUAGGCUUCGUUGCCGAAAUGUGAUCUAUGCGAUGUUACAUCCUGAUUCGGAGUCGAGGAUUACUGCAGCGGAGGUUUUGAGAUCGGAGUGGGCGCUUGGAGUUGCUGUCUGUGAGGUUGGAAAUUCGGGAUGA
Penicillium longicatenatum is the source of this 1167-nucleotide messenger RNA. RefSeq names its product kinase-like domain-containing protein. The record is from RefSeq and is a predicted model, not a curated record. Gene Ontology annotation, molecular function: ATP binding; protein serine/threonine kinase activity. NCBI's taxonomy places the organism in Eukaryota, Fungi, Ascomycota, Eurotiomycetes, Eurotiales, Aspergillaceae. The annotation marks the transcript as partial. Gene Ontology annotation, biological process: protein phosphorylation; intracellular signal transduction; intracellular monoatomic cation homeostasis. The transcript has 2 exons.